Messenger RNA from Osmia bicornis bicornis, 6446 nucleotides. RefSeq names its product fl(2)d-associated complex component-like. Bases 299 to 1573 code for a protein of 424 amino acids. Lineage: Eukaryota; Metazoa; Arthropoda; Insecta; Hymenoptera; Megachilidae. The record is from RefSeq and is a predicted model, not a curated record. The transcript is spliced from 9 exons.
CGAUCCGUUGCGAACAGACACGAGCUAGACCCGGUGCGAGGUAGUGGCGCUCAGUGCGGCCGCCGGUACAGCAGCAAACACACUCGCGGCUCGGCGAUGUUUCCGCUCAGCUGAACUGAGCGCACGAGGGACGCUCUCUCGUGUCCUCCGUCCGCGUAGGAGGGCAGUUAACCCAACGUGUUUUGUAUCUUCACCUUCCUCUGUCUCCUCGAUCUCAUCUCACGUUCGACCACUUGGCCAAGCACGCGCCAUCACCGCUAUCAUCGACUCACCACCAGCAACCACGAAAUAAUUGAAAAUGCCAGCUGUACCGGCAGUAGCCGAAGGUGCAGGCCAACUGGAGGACCUGGACGAGCCUCCAGAGCCACGAGUUCGCGGAGGAAGCGGAAGAGCAGGGCUGAUGAAGCCGCUGGUUGUCCUAGCACUUCCUGGCAUGUACCUAUUCUAUAAGUACAGCCAAUACAGAAGGGAACAGCGCGAAUUGUCUCGUAGAAGGGUCACCGAGAGGGAACUUCAGCAUCUUCAUCACAAAAUCGACAAAUUGUUGACGAAACUGGAAGAGAACGAGCCAGAAUUAGCCUCUUCACAGGAAGAUGAGUGUGUAAUCUGUGUGAAUGCCAGAGCCACGAUGCAAACGGCUCCAUGUGGUCACAGAGUGGUUUGCAGGCGUUGCUUCGUGAAAACGAUACAAAUGGCCGUCUCACAGAGGGUUUUACCGUUGAGAUGUGUCAUAUGCAGAGCAAAAAUUCUACGUCUGAAGCAAACCCUCAUCCCACGGGAUUACUCGAUGUCUGGGAAGUCUUGCAUCUUGCCCCAGAGUGCAUCAGAGUACAAUAUGGGGACAGGGGUUUCCGUUGGGGUGACUGGACCUGGCGGUAGAUGGGUUCCUGGAAAUGUUCCAGCUUCUGCUUCCCUCUACUCCAUGGCCAGUGGCUCGUCCUCUAUUUCUGGAGUGUCUUCCGUAUCUUCUUCGAGUUCGUCUUCUGCAAGUAGCACAGGAAGUUCAAACCUUGGGAAACCUACGAGGGUAAGGCAACCUUCCGGUGCCACGUUAAGACGCUCGCAGACGCAAUCCAUGAAAAUGAGGAUUCAGGAAUACCAAGAUCCGAUUCAGCAAGUCGCUGAGGAGGAGGAAGUUAUGAGGGAGAAUCGGGAACGUAGAUUGCCACCGAUCAAGGAGUUCCAAAGGGACUAUCGUGCUGGGAAAGCCUCCACUAGGAUACGAUGUGCUCAAAAAAUCGUGACCCAAUUGGAGACAUCGCCGAGUCCUAGGGGUUCGACUGGGGUGAACAACUCGACGUCUUCGUCGUCGGCUAGGUCAGCGGCGAAGAGGCCUCAGUCGGCGCCAAAAUUGUCGGUCGUACAAGAGAUUCAGAAAUCGAAGAAAGAAAAAGAGCGAGAGAAGGAAAGGGAGAAAGCGGAGAAGGCUCGUCAAAAAGAAGAGGAGAAGGCUGAGAAAAGCAGACAGAAAGAAGCGAAGAAAUUAGCCAAGGAGGAAAAGAAACGAGCAAAGAAGGAAGCAAAAGCGAGACGGAAGGAAGCCGAAGAGGCUCUCCUCAGGGAAGAAAAGUAGUCUUCUGUGGAAUAGAAACAACGUAGAAAUUCUCACGGGGUUUUGUUCAAGGUACGUCGCAAAAACUGGUUACAUUAUUAAAAAUCAAAGAUUCACGAGAGAAUUUUAUAAAUUCUUAGAGUACAAUCGUAGUAUUCUUCCCGAAGCAUUGUCGUCUUUGAUUCUCUUCGAAUCAAAGUAGUUCACAAUGUUCAUCGUCGUAGCAUUUUUUCAGUCCGGGAAGGAAGGGUCUAUUUAACAGUUAUACAGUAUGGAUCAUGGAAAACAGCUCACCUAAUUCUUUUCUAACAGCAAGUUUUAUAACUAUCGAAAGUAGUUAUAAUUAGAGAAGAAAAUUAGACAGCCUGUUGGGCAUGAUCCAUUCUGUAUUAUCGCUUUAGUUGACGAACAAUUAGGAUAAGGCGUUUUAACGUUUUAUAAAGAACGAGAGAGAGAGAAAGAGAGAGAGAGAGGAAACAGUUUGCGAUGUGACUUGAAUUGAGAGCAAAAACAACCCCUUGAAGGUGGUGAGAACGUAAUAGAGGCGGUAGAGACGUAUACCUAAGAAAACCUAGAAGCGGCCAAACUUAGUAACCUGUCAUAUCGAGUUUAUCGCGGACUAAAUAAUACUAAUCGAUAUAGAAAAAGAGACUCGAGAAGCGUAGUGGCUACGUUGCUACAUAUUAUUUCACGAUUAUCGCGUAUAAUCUUUACCUUUAUCCUCGACGUUUCCAUUUUUUAGGAACAGCAAACCUCGUGACGUUUGUCGUUACUUUUUUAUAUAUUAUAUAGAGAUCACUCACAUCAGUUUCAUACUUUAACGUCGGUCGUUUUUAGCGGUACAAUGAAACAGCGAUCCAAGACCUAUCUUUCAGUCUCUGCUUCACGGACAAUACUUUUGAGGACGUAGUAUUUAAUUCGCAGCUAUUCCCCUGUUCAAGAGAGAGAAUGUUCAUUAGCAAACCUAUCACUCUGUUCCUCCAGUUCGUUCAUCCUAGUCAUUGUUCGUUCGCUAGAACAUACAAUCGUAUCAUCGAUAAUUUUCUUUUUCGCUUUCAUCCCCGUUCGAUUGAUUUCAUCCCUUACAUCACGUACGUGUGUAGACACGUAGAAAAGUGUUCGUUCGUCUCCGAAGGAGUUAACCCUUUGAGCACUCAUUAGAUAUAUUUCAUUUAAGAUAAAUUAACACUUUGACGAUAAUUUACCUUAUUUUUAUUUGUGCCAAGAACUUAAGAAAUAUAAAUUACUGAUAUAUGGUUUUAUCGUUCGCAAAGGGUUAAAUGAACACGUAAACAGCCUAAAUUAAGGGUUCGACUAAAAUCGAAAAACACUCGCGAUGGGUGAUUGUUCGACGGUGAGAAUAGUUUUAAAACAUAUAGUACAAUACGAUAGAUAGAGAAAGAGAGAGAGAGAGAGAAAGAAAGAGAAGUGCAGAGUUUCGAGUGCAAUGGGUGCCUCGUAAUCGACUUCGUGAUUAUCGUAGACGAGUAGCGUUUUAUCGAUUCGUUUUUUGAUCCUCUUCUCUCUGUCUCGAGACAACAGAUGCUUCAUUAAAUUGAUUACUUAUUAAAUUUUACCAUUUGCCCUAACUGUGUGAAGAUUUCCUUGCAUGACUGUAACUUGAAUAUUACGAGUAUACGAUUAACAGUUACGAGACUAACUACACGAUUAGACCUCUUUGAAGCUGUCCUUUUUCCAACCCCCUUCGGUUCGACGAGCGAUGCUGGAUAAAAAUGAUGCAUGUCUAGAAUUCAAAAAAUAUUGUUUGAUCGAUAUUUUCUAUUAUUAGACGAACCUCUGGUACCUUUAUCUUCCAGGAUAUUCACUCGAAAUACAGCUGAUUUUUGUUAGAGGAAAAUUAAUAGCUCCAGCGUCGUUCAUGAGCCAGCUCAAGCAGCCAAAAAUCAAAAGCAAUUUUUUACAGCGCGCGACAAUGAUUUAUAAAAUGGAUAGACGGUAUCAAAAUAAUGAUAUUCAACGAGCAGAAACACCGAUUGACAGACGAUUCUCGCGAAAAGAGCUAGGAUUUCUCGUUUUCCUUUCGGUCAAGUUUCCUCCUCUAAAUUAAUUUAAUUUAUGCACUUAUGCGGUUACAAAUUACUUAUUGUUGGAGAGGUCCAAAAAUUUUUAUUUCUUUUUUUCCAGCUUCAUUUGUCAAGCAUUUUUUUUUACCUAGGCUUGAUUCUUUGUUACUCGCGAGGAAAUGAUCGAGAAAGUCUCCAGUUUUUCUCUGUUCGAACUACAAUAGCUCCUUGUAAAUCGUUCUUUACAUGGCGCAAAGAAAAGAGUAGACCGUUUAAUUUCUCGCGGUGCGUUCGAUGGAACGCGACGAAGCAUAACUCGACGAUCUUUGUUGUAUCUGAGAAAAAACAUCGCGCACAUAUCAGUAGUAAUUAAUGCAUUUUACUCGGCGUCUUUGCUUCAAUUUCGUCGCGGAAGAAAUCGGAUACGAUUAACUCUACCCUUUGUGAUCGGAUGUUCGCGAAGUUCGAAAGACGAGGUUGAUUCUACGACGCCGUUAAUUAGCGUGUAAUUGUAGACUGUCAAUUAUUACCUGUUACACAUCGAUUUCAUUCGUAACGACGUGUCACGAAGACGAGGCCAUCAUUGGCGAUGAUUCUUCGAGUUCUCGAUCCUUUCACGUACAUAUACAUCAUUGCAAAAUAAUUGGCCGUGUAUAAUUCACAACGAAAGGAUUGAGAAUUGACUCCAUCGAACGCUAGGGAAGAAAAACAGGUUUUCCAACUUUUGAGCAAAGAGAAAAAGCUCGAUCGUGCGUUCGUGUUUCGAAUCGUUUCGUUUAGAGACUUUCUCGAAUACAGAUGAUGAAAAAUAAAUGAUGGAAGAAAAAAAAGAAAAGAAUGCAAGCAAUGUCGAGCGAGUAGCUGAGAGAAGAGAUCAUAAUAUAAUAUAUAAAGAACGAGAGAUAGUGAGAGAAAGAGCGAGUGUUUUCUGCCAUCGUAAAGUCAAUUUUAUCGCGUACGUAUGUAUAUGUAUCGUUUCAAGUGUGUGUGUGCGGAUCCAAUGAAACGGACGCCGCGCCGUCGUUGCAGCUAGAUAUUUUUGCUGAGAAUCACGAUUCUCUGGUAUACGUGGCCUGAAAUUCGAACAUGAACGAAAGAAACGAGCUGACAGCUACAAUUCGCAGCAGAAAGUCUCGAAUCAAUGUUAAAAAAAAGAAAUUUGUUUAAAGAUGAAGAAGAUAGAUUAAGUAUUACGAUAGGCAGUCUCGUUGGAAAAACCAUUGACGUAACUAGGUAGGGGUCAGAUUGGAUCUAGCCCUUUCCGAAUACUAAUUGGUUCCCUAUCUCAUCAGAAAUCAUUAAAACAAUUUAAAAACAAAAAAAGCACUCGUCUCCUCGCAAAAUCUUAACACGAUCGCUAUCAGCAAAGACGUGACAUCUUUUGAUGAUAAUCGAUGUCUAUCGUACGAAGAACUUGAUUCACUCUAGACAAAAAUUCUAGCUACGCCAAUGGGAUAGAUUAUCUAGUGUACGAAAGUUUGUUGUGCAACUUUGAAAGGAAGCAGACUAUUUCUAAAGAGAGAAGAGAAGGAAGAAGCUAAAAUACCAAAGAAACACACAAAUCGUUGGCAAUAAUAUUCAGUGUUUAAAGAGGGAAAUUGAAUACGAAAGAAAGUAAGUGGAAGAGAAGGAUCGUGCGGCGUCUGAGGACAACUUUAUUGUACUUUAUCGUGUAAGAGAGAUUUGUAGAGAGUUUAUAUUAGGGCCAAUUGUCACGGCGAGAGUUCUACGAUAGCGAUGUUUUUUUCCUCCCCUUGCAAAAGUUGUGAUCAACUAUUCAGUCUUUCUCAAUAUUAAACAUUUUCCAUCUUAUACGAAAUCUCUGUUUGCUGGUAUCAAAUAUGCAGUGAAACUUUAAAAGAACUAUUCGAAAAAUUAUACAGUUGAAGAAAGAAAAAUACAGCGACCAGAAACAGAUCUCAAAUAGUUGGUCACAGCUGAAGACCUUGUCGCGUUCCAGCGUAAUACUCGCGUAACAGUUGCCGUGAUUAAUGAGUCACGUUUGCGUAAUUAGCUGAUAACGAAUCAAGUUGAUAAGAUCUGUAAAACAGUUUGAUUUUGUUCCAAAGUUAGAGUAAUCACAAUUAACCCUCGAAUGGUUUAGCUGAGUUGACUGUCUGUUAACUCAAUGUAAGUUUCGCAAUUUUCAUUUACAUAUUUCUUAAAUUUUUCUUUCGAUAUUAUUUUUCCAAUAUACAAAAGAUACUUCUUUGACGACUCGACCAAGCUCUCAUUAUUCGAGGGUUAAUUUUGUUCGACAAGUAACUCAGUCUUUUAUUGAGUUUAGCACAUUUUAGAGUCUUAAUACAAAUUGAAAGAAUACCAGAUUGCAGUCGAAGGAUUGCAUGUAGUAAGAAGCUUAUUCCUCGUAAAAAAAAUCAAAAUUUACAAAUUUAUAUUCUAUAUAUUAUUGAUCGUACGUUUCAUUGCGUGCACGAUCGCAAAUAUUAUUAGAUUGUUAGACACAAACGAUGCAACAGGACUCUGCUUCUUCAUGGAUCCUUCGAUAGACAUCAAACGCGAAAGCUCAAAUUAAAUAAAGAACGUCAGUAACCUGACGUUUGAUAAGUAUAAAACGUGUAUAGUUUCUUCUUAGUUUUUUUAUUUAGCGCUUCUUCGGAAAAAGGGAUUCUUAAAAAAAAGAGUGGUGUGAGAGAUGAUAAAGGAAACAUUUUGGAGUGGUUGAUUUUGUCGAGUCUAUUUUUAUCAGUUUCCUUCAAAAUCAAACACAUAUAUGUAUGUACAUACAUAUGAGAAGAAGAGAGAAUUCUUUUACGAAAAUUGUAUUACGCGAUGUGUUACGAUCUGUACGAACAGGCAGUGAAUAUGAAGAAAAAUCAAAUAAAACGUUACAGUGAAUGUUAGCUAAA